Ilex paraguariensis (yerba mate) is the source of this 357-nucleotide messenger RNA. Lineage: Eukaryota; Viridiplantae; Streptophyta; Magnoliopsida; Aquifoliales; Aquifoliaceae. The record is from the annotation of a GenBank genome assembly.
AUGGGCGGAGCCGAGCUUUUUGGAAAACAAGGACAACACAUUCAACACACAAUGGAGGAAAUGGAUUAUGUUCCAGAAGACAUUGAAAGCAUAUUUGACUAUGCAAAGGAGCCGCCAUUAGUUCCUCCACAUCUACAAAUGACUUUGCUCAAUGUUCCAUCAUCCCACAUGGAGAUUCCACCUCCUUUUUCAAGACCUCAGCAUGUUGUGGUUAACCAUCUUUACAUGCAGAAAAGGAGGAGCUGCCCAUCAGUGGUGGCACUUGGUUCAACUCAUCGGUUUCUAGCCAAAAAUGUAACUGUGGUACUCCACAAGUCCAAACAGAGUUGGAAAGGAGACAACAAGAAGAAACUCUAA